Molecule: messenger RNA, 1152 nt
Organism: Schistocerca cancellata (South American locust)
Lineage: Eukaryota; Metazoa; Arthropoda; Insecta; Orthoptera; Acrididae
Exons: 8
Coding region: 1-1152 (383 amino acids)
Biological process (GO): cilium assembly
Cellular component (GO): cilium; microtubule
Molecular function (GO): microtubule binding
Source: RefSeq, a predicted model, not a curated record
AUGCUUUACGUGCUGCUAUUGACUGUGACGUCACAACAUCAUCCCAGUUCAGACUCGUUGGAUGGGUUCUGUGUGAAGGUGGUGGGCGGCGACACUCCAGGCUGGCUGGAGCGCGGCCUGCGGCGGCUGGGCUCGCAGCCGGACGCGCAGGUGUUGGUGGUCAGCCACAGCGGCCGGGCCUCCAGCAGCGGACCGUCCUCCCCGUCUGGCUGCGCCUCCAUCGACAGGACGUACAUCCGCGGCCAGAACGUUCCCAUCUCACCGGAGGAGCUGCUGGAACGGGAGACCAAGAGGCAGAAGGCUCUGGAACACCAAAAGGCCAUCAGGGAGCAGUUGGAAGAGCGGGAGAGGCGGCGAAAAGAAGAACGCGAACGGCGCAUGCGCGAGGAGCAGAUGGAGGAGGCCAGGCUGCGCAGAGACAGGGAGCUGGAGGCCCAGCGGCUACGGGACGAGCAGCGGCGGCGGAAGGACAAGGAGCAGUUGCAGGACGCGCGGCGCGCGCAGGCCAUCCGGGAGGCGCUGGCCGAGGCGGAGCGGCGGGCGCAGCGGGACCGCGGCCAGGGGCAGCCGGCGCGCCGGCCAGACGCCGCGCCUCACGCGCGCCCCCAGCAGCAGCAGCAGCAGCAGCCACAGCCGCCUCCAGGGCCCGGCGCGCCCACCACGCCGGCUCAGCUCCUCCGGCACCAGGUGCUGGCCGAGCGCCGCGACGCCGCCACGCAGACCACCGCCGCCGGACGCGCCUCGGACAAGAAGUCGGCGAGCCUGGAGCGCGCGCAGCGGCCGGUGCGGCUGCCGUCGCGCUGCCGCUCGCAGUCGCAGUCCCGCGCCGCCCCCGACGCCCGCCCCCGCUGGGGCGCCCGGCCGCCCGCCCACGCGCACGCCCACGCCAGGGCGGCGGAGCAGAGGCGGCCCACGAGGACGCGGCCGCAGGCGCCGGCAGUGCCGCACUCCAGCGACGACAACAGCAGGUCUGGUAGCCAGCGUGUCUGCGUCGCCGUCGCCGCCUGCGACGACGACGCCAGCGGCGAGGUCGCUGAAGGACGGCGCGGCAGCAGCAGCAGCAGCAGCAGCCACGGCUGCGCAUGCGCCUGGGCGCCGCAACCUGCAGCGCGUUGUCUCCCUCGAGGUCCGCACGCCUCGACGCCCAGCUGA